AUGGCAAACCCAUUUCUCCUUACCACACUGGUAGUCGAGGAGAAUACCAGUAGCCAUGCCUCAGAAGCAAAUUGCGGGAACGAAUGCUGGGAACCUGGCGGUGGCCUAUUGGGCGGUGGGCCUUGGGAUGGCCUUGCAUCCUCUUCGGAACCCGAUCAUGCCGUCGCGUUGAGCGACUCGACAACGUUGUCACGAGAGUAUCCUCGGCCUGACGAGAACAAUGUCGGGGUCGGCGAAAGCAAGGAGACCAACAACACAAAAGCUGGCGACGAGACGCUUGAGACGGCCACAGCCACUGGCCAGGACACAAAUGUCACCACUGUCAUCCACCCCGCCAGUGCGCGAUGUGGCCCGAAACGGCGCCGGAAACAAGACCCAACACCGCAGGACCCCGAAUCCUAUUCCGCUCAAGAGCAGCUUGUCGCCAAAGUCAAGGGUAUCUACCAAGAUUUGUCUACGAUCGAAUCCGAAUACAGUAACAUGGUCCAGAAGCACUCCUCAGACUAA
Cladophialophora immunda is the source of this 507-nucleotide messenger RNA. RefSeq lists its product as uncharacterized. The transcript is spliced from 2 exons. Lineage: Eukaryota; Fungi; Ascomycota; Eurotiomycetes; Chaetothyriales; Herpotrichiellaceae. The record is from RefSeq and is a predicted model, not a curated record. Bases 1 to 507 code for a protein of 168 amino acids.